This is a messenger RNA of Neolamprologus brichardi, 2544 nucleotides long. Lineage: Eukaryota; Metazoa; Chordata; Actinopteri; Cichliformes; Cichlidae. The record is from RefSeq and is a predicted model, not a curated record.
AAAUUAUAUUACAGCAGCAGUGGUUAUGGGUUUUUUGACGAUAGCUGAAGGUUUACUCCAACAAACAAGCGGUUUAAAUGUUUAAUUAUUAACCUGCUAUCGAGCGGCUAACUGUAAAACGGUAUCAACCGAGAACAGCUGAUAAUGGAAAAGUGAGCUUCAGCGGUUUGAACUUCCCUCUCGGUGGUAAAUUAGGGAUUAAUGCAGCAUGUGACCACUGGCUCUAUCACAUGCUUUCUCCCUCCAGACGCUAGCUUUAGCUUUCUGGCUGUAGCUUGCUGUCAAACUGGGCUUCUUCGCUACCUCACACCGGUAUGGACUGAUAUACAUCAUCAUAAGCACCUGUCCCUGAAGAUGGAUGAGGCACAGCUGACGGUCAACAAUGAGUUGUCAUAUGAGGUGCAGGUGUCUUGGAAGUCACAGCGCUGCUACCAGUGUUUGUACCAGCAGCUAGGGGUGGUACCUGCAGGGCUUGACCCUGGUCAGCCCAGUUCAGUAAACUUUGUUGUAAGCACACAGCAUGAAAUAACACUGCAGAUCAACAGCACACCUAUCGAGCUGGAGCUCUGCAAAAUUCCUUUCCACUUUGGCGAGCAUGGUAACUACUCUCUGUGGGUGAAAACCCUGAACGCAUCUUUUGGAGUCAACUGCUCUGUGGUUACUGAUAAGGACCCUGUGAAUAGCUACAUACCGAUCUUGGUUGCUUUUCUCAUCUAUGCUCUCCUGGCCUUGGUGUUUGCCAUUGGAAAAAAGGUUUGGGGGCUUGAUGCAGUAAGAGGUCUGGUCCUCCGACUUGGGAGUUCCAUGGAAACAGAGAGACUCAUCAAUUCUGAACUGGGCCCCACUCGGGUAGUGCCGCCAGUCACUGAUAACAUCCUCCCUCCCCCGCUAACGAGCAGCAAGAGGCUUCGAUCUUUGGAUACAUUCAGAGGUAUCUCCUUGGUCAUUAUGGUGUUUGUGAACUAUGGAGGGGGGCGAUACUGGUUCUUCAGACAUGAAAGCUGGAAUGGCCUUACUGUUGCUGACCUAGUCUUCCCUUGGUUUGUGUUCAUAAUGGGCACAUCCAUCGCACUCUCCAUUAAUGCCUUGCUGCGUGCAGGCGCGACCCGUUGCUCAUUGCUCAGAAAAGCUGUGUGGCGGAGCUUGCAGCUCUUCAUCAUUGGUGUCCUAGUCAUCAACCCAAACUACUGCCAGGGAGCGUUGGCUUGGGAAAACCUGCGGAUCCCGGGUGUGUUGCAGCGCCUCGCCUGGUCAUAUCUGGUCGUAGCUUGCUUGGAUUUACUGGUGGCCAGAGGACAACUUGACGUCCUCACACUGGAUGCGUGGUGGUCCCCAGCUAUUGAUUUCUUGCUGUAUUGGCCAGCCUGGCUGUGUGUGAUUCUUCUAGAAGUACUCUGGCUCUUCCUCACAUUUCAACUUCCUGUGCCAGACUGCCCAACAGGUUAUCUGGGUCCAGGUGGGAUUGGGGACAUGGGGCUGUAUUUGAACUGCACCGGUGGAGCUGCUGGUUUCAUUGACCGCUUGCUUCUGGGAGAAAAGCACAUGUACCAGAAUCCAUCAUCAAGGGUGAUUUAUGCAACUCGUAUACCGUAUGAUCCAGAAGGUGUUCUUGGCAGCAUCAACUCUAUCCUCAUGGCCUUUCUGGGAUUACAGGUUUGUAAUUUAUAUUUGUCUGGUGUUGGCCUCCUUUUGUUUCUUGUUUAUUCAAAUAAAGAUAUAAAACUGUUGGAAAGGUUAAAGGAAGUAAAUGGUUGGCUUUCAUUCUUUUUGUAUUUUAAUUGUCCUCAGGCAGGGAAAAUAAUCUUGCACUACAGAGAACGCCCCAAAAGUAUUAUGUCGAGGUUCCUCAUAUGGGGUCUUUUACUGGGUGUCGUAUCAGCAUUUCUAACCAAAUGUUCCACAGACCAGGGUUUCAUUCCUGUCAACAAAAACUUGUGGUCUCUGUCUUACGUGACAACACUGGCCUGCUUUGCCUUUGUGCUCCUAAUGCUGAUCUACUACAUAGUGGAUGUAAAUAAGUGGUGGUCAGGGGCACCUUUCUACUAUCCUGGUAUGAACUCCAUACUUGUGUACGUAGGCCACGAAGUGUUUGAAGACUACUUUCCCUUCCGCUGGCGCAUGUCCAACAGCCAAUCCCAUGCUGAGCAUCUCAUUCAGAACCUUGUGGCCACUUCCUGUUGGGUCAUCAUCUCCUAUUUGCUUUACAAAAAGAAGAUUUUCUGGAAAAUUUAAACACAGGACAGCAAAAGCACAGGACAUUGUUUACAUCAUAGAUGCUGGAGACACAACAAGAAUGCAUUUGGUUGGACACAGAAUGCAGAUUAAUUAUGUCAAGGUUAUAUUAUAAUUAUAUGAAUCUCUGUCUCUGAUCAUGUAUGGGGUUUCUUUCAUCACAUAGCUAUUCUGUUAGGUUAUUUACCCUUUCUUUCUUUUUACAUUUUUUUAAAAAUUUCUGUUAUGACCUUAUGGCACCAUAAACUAGGGCUGUUCGAUAUAACGAUAUAUAUCGAUUGACGAUAUAAAAACGUCUAUCGUUUCAUUUUA